Messenger RNA from Diabrotica virgifera virgifera (western corn rootworm), 3164 nucleotides. RefSeq lists its product as uncharacterized. The coding region runs from base 214 to 558 and encodes 114 amino acids. The transcript is spliced from 3 exons. The record is from RefSeq and is a predicted model, not a curated record. NCBI's taxonomy places the organism in Eukaryota, Metazoa, Arthropoda, Insecta, Coleoptera, Chrysomelidae.
UCUCCGUUCAUAUAAAAUAAGAAAGCGCGGGCCAGUUUCAUCAUUCAAAAAAGCUGCCAGUGAGAAAGUGUUAAUCUGUAUCAAAAGUUAUCAGUGAGAGCGAGCGAGUUUUGUCUUUAUUUUUGAGAGUGGCGUUGAUUGGCGAUAGAGAAUUUAUUUUUUGCGCCUGUAAUUUUUUUUUAAUUACAAUAUUUUGAUUUUUUUAUUUACGAUAUGAAGUCAGUGGUAGCCGUUUGUGCCGUGCUGGUGGUCAUGGUUUUUGGUUUCAACCACGUGGUGGCUAGACCUAACAACAGAAUUAAGAGGGUCUCAGAUUCACACUUAGCAGACUUAGAGACCAAAAUUGCAAUGAAUAACAGGAUUAAGGGAUUCGCCAUUACAAUGCCAAUCGGUGGAGGAAAAAUAGAUCCCUUACAGAUUGGGAGACGCAGACGAUCAGGGGCAGAAUCCAGGUUCCUGAAACCGCUAUUCCAACAAGUUUCAUCGGAAGAAGACACCGGUGAAGAUUAUGAAUACCCAUACAGUAACUUCAACGGUUAUAAUAAUUAUCUACUGUAGAAACAAACUAAGCAUAAUUCAGCAAUGUUUCAGCAAAAUAUAUCAUUUCAAAGCAAUGAAUAUUCAAAUAACCCAGAUGUUAUAAAAAUGUUUAUGUAAUAUCUUUAAAGUAAUAUGUGAUCGAUUUCAAAAAUCGAUUGAGAAGGGAGAAAGACAAGUAAUUGUUAGAUAUAUUUAUUUGAUAUAAAUUCAUUUAUUAUAAAUACUUUUUAAAUUUUAUAAAAGUUUAGAAAAGGUUUAAAGUAUUAACAAAUAAAUUGUUUGAAGCAAUUUUUUUGAAAUCAAAAUUUAGCUUUAAUAAAUAUUUGAUCAUUAGAGUUAAAUUUUGAUUUUAAAAAAUCGCUUCAAACAAUUUCUUUGUUGAUACUUUUUCUAACCCUUGUAAAUAAUGUACUAAUUACUUUUAAAAGUAAUGGUCUUGUAGAAAUCUUAUUUAGAGCGUAAAUCAUUUAAUAUCAAUAUAUAUUGUUUACAAAUAGUUGUUUACAAUACUUUUCCUACAACUACAAAUUUCAUUAAAAAUAUAUAAAUUCUUAGAGGUUGCAAAAGACAACGCACGCUUAUAUUUUUGUGCUGGGAAAUAUAAGUUUUUUUUUUAAUACUAUAAAGGUAAGUAUAGUGCAAGCAAUAUCAUUAAAAAUUAUGCAUUUAUUCUAUAAAAUGUGUAAAGUUUUAGAAUAUGCAAGCGCUAUUUAAUAAUAUUUUUUAAUGGAAUACUGUACAGGGAAAUGAAAGUAGACAUGCUUUAAGCUUGACAACUACAUAAUCUAUGAACUGUUUUUAAACGAAAAAUUUAGAUAGAAAAUUUUUAUUAUCAGGUUUAUAGAUUUCUUAUAAAUAUAUCUUAAUAGAUUAACAAAAACAAUAACUUAGUGUUUGUCCCUUCCAAAUAUACCUACUUCUCGUUAAAAUUAUACAUAAGCAAAAGUUUUGUUUCCACAACGUUUUGCAUGGAACAAUUUAUAGAAUAUCAAGAUUAAAUCAGAUAUAUUCAAUCAGGCAAAUUCACACAUACAGAUUCGGAAAAAGUUUAUGGUUGGUAUUACAAAAUUAGCGAGCUUUCUGACAAAGAUACUAACAUUACGUUUUUGUUUAAUAGACGAAGGUCACACCCAUAUUAGCUUCUAGUCUCCUUUCCACAUUCUGUAUGAACGCCCAUCAGUUACGCCGAACGAUAAAGCCGAUUUUUUCCGAUCCAAUUUUACUCUUCAAAGUAAUAUAUCUAUCUAUGUUUUAUUUAAUUUCAUUUUUAUAGAACUAAUCUUAUAUUCACACCUACUACUUCCAAAAAGUCUAAAUUAAAAUAUUUAGGCCUGGAUCCCGCGUACCAUAAAAAAAGUUGAUUAAUAUUUGUUAAUGGUUUAACGGUGUCUAGUCGUACAAACUUUGAUGUAUGAGAACACUGGAACAGGGGAAGUUUUAAUUACGAAAACGUCCCAUGUACUUUGUCGAACACAACCUCCAAUUUAUUUGUUACCCUUUCAUUAAACUCUCAUGCAAAAAUCAGACAGCUUUACUAACCAACAUGAUUCUUGUUGUUUGAUAUGUUCUUCGUGUUCCACUCAUUAAAAUGCCCAGUUGGUGAUCAACACCAGUCUGAUUUUUGCAUGAGAGUUUAACGAAAUGGUAACAAAUCAAUUGGAAGUUCUGUUCGACAAAAUACAUGGUACGUUUUCGUAGUCUGACGUUUAAAAUUUUUAACCUGUUUCACAAUUAAAACUUCUCCUGUUCCAGUGUUCCCAUUCAUCAAAGUUUGGCCCACUGGACACCGUUAAGCUAUUAACAAAUUUUCAGCUUGCUAUUAAUCAACUUUUUUUGGGUAUCCGGGAUCCAGGUCUAAAGAUAUAUCUUAAAGGUAUUCUUUGGAAAAUACCAAAUAAUAUUUUUAAUAAAAGACGUGAUUUUUCGCCCACGUAAAUCUUACUUCAGUACAUCCUGCCGUGAAUGAUCAGAAAAUACUGAAUUAACAUUUAAAAUUCAUUUUUAGUAACAGAACUAAAAGACCAGUGGCCCCUCCUAUCAAAUCAAGCUCUAGGGGAGAUCAUGACUCAACGAUGCCAUUUAAUAUUUUUCGGUAGCUUUUUUUCUGUGGCAUCAAAUCGUUCUCAGAGUUCAAAACACUAACAAAUUGUACUUAUUAGUGUCGUUAAUGAAUCUUCUGAACGUUCUUGUACAAAUUUUUACCUUUUUAAUGACUGACUAUUUCCUAUAAACCUUUGCUUAACAAUUAACUAGUAAAAUACAAAUAUUCAGAUUUCUGGUACCAGAAAGUUUCAAGUGUUACUAGUGGGUUAAUUUUGACAAGAAGUACAAUUAGUAAAUUUCAGUAUUAUAUUGUAAAAUCUCUAGUCCAUAUAUUUAUUUUUAUCAAUGUAAAAUGUUAAAAAUAUAAGUAUAUAUUAUUAUUAGCUAAUUUAUUUUGUCGUAUUGUGCUUUUUGUAGAUAAUUUUUUAAGGGGGAGGUUGGAAAAUAGGUAUUCAAGUCAAUAUUUUUUUUGACUGUAUUAUUUUUUAGGUUUUUUAAGUACUUUUAAUUAAGUAUGUUUAUUUAAUUAACUUAUAUUUUUUAUAAUUUUUGUAUGUAAUAAAAUGUUUUAUUAAUAUCAA